GGCUUGAUUGUAGCUUCGAUCAACUUACACCAUGGAAAAGUUUAAGCUUCCAUAGUGCUUCUAUACUUAUCAACAUUCAAAUUCUCUACACACUUUUCCAAAGCUCAUCUAUAAUAACAAAAAACUAGCUUUGCCAGUCAAAUUCUAUGAUUCACAACUAGGAUGCUUUGCGAAGUAUGCAAAGGCGUAUUCUCGUACCGCGGCAGCGAUAAAUACGGAUACAACAACCAAAUAGGGGGCCACCAUGCAAGUGCAUUGUCACUAAAUGAAGCUGCGUCCGCUGGCUGCAGGAUUUGCACUCAAAUAAAGCAACGGGCCCUGACAGAGCUGGGAACGCUUGAAAACGUGGAGAUGAGACUUAGGAUUACCGAAGUCGUUGUGAACCAGACCGACGAGGGAACGAUAUCAGUUCAAGUAGAAAAUCUCAUGAUUUUACCUGAUCUCAAUGGGCAGCACAAGACACAAGUUUGGCAGUAUCUUUCUAUCUUUGGGGUAGCUGAGCCAAAAAGACCCAUCAACAUCAACGUCGGCAAAAGGCAACCAGAAGUACACCGUCCGAUUUCUGAUGUGGCUGAUAAAGCGAGAGCAUUUAUAAGCCGUUGUGUUGAAGGGCAUGCGCAGUGUAAGGCUAGAAUGAAUUCAACGUACUACCCUACUCGUCUUCUCGAAUUGAGCGAAUUUACAGCCAAAAUCAUUCACCCAUUAAUCGAUGGCGCAAUAGGACCAUAUGUUGCUCUGAGCUAUUGCUGGGGCCCAAACCCAACUUCAUACGAUUAACAGCAUCGAACAGAGGUGAGCUUCAGGCCGGCAUCCCACUCGAUUAUCUUCCCAUUGCAUUCCAGGAGGCUAUCAAUCUUGUCAAGAUCCUGGGCUACAGGUAUAUUUGGAUCGACUCUUUGUGCAUUAUUCAGGAAGGAGCAGAUAGUGUCGACGAUUGGACGAGGGAGUCUGCCACAAUGGGGGACGUCUAUUCCCAUUGCAUUCUAAACUUGUCAUUAUCCCGCGUUUCAAGCCCCAAGGAAAGCUGUCUCGGUGGGCAUGGUUUACACAACCUCAUCCCUCCCUUUUCAGUCAAGCUUAAAGACCAAUCUUUCACUAUGUUUGAUGAAGCAUACUACCGUCUUGCACUCUACCGGCAACCUCUUGGUCUUCGCGCGUGGACCUUUCAAGAGCGAGUACUAGCUUCACGAGUACUUUCUCUUGGCCAGGGAGAAUUAUUCUGGGACUGCCUGGAAUUGAGGGGAGCGAGCGAAUCCUUUCCUCUAGGAUUGACACCACGUAUAUCAGCAGCGCUAAAGGUGGCUCAACUCGAAAUCUCCAUCCCGACCAAGCAGCUUCCCUUGUAUGAAUUCUACAAUCAGUGGCUGCGUAUACUGGACAACUAUACACCACGAAAUGUUACAUUCGUGGAGAAGGACAAACUCAUCGCACUUGGGGCUGUUGCUUCUCGAAUGUGUUGUGUACAGGACGAUAUCUACAUAGCUGGUCACUUUAAGUCCACAUUACCUUACAGUUUACUCUGGCGACUACAUAACACGAAUGACGGUUCAAAGUGGAGUAAUACAAUGGGAAAACGCAUAAGAUCUUCUAUUGCAUCUAUUAAUACACCUAGCUGGAGCUGGGCGUCUAUCGAUGGCCCUGUCAGGCACUAUACAGGUUCGCAACCAACAUCGAAGGACAUGUGGCCUGAUUCGUUGGCUACAGUGAAAACCCACCAUUUGAAAUUGAAAGAUGACACAAAUCCCUUUGGCCAGUGCGUAUCUGCAAGUAUCACUAUAAGCACAGUCUGUACAGAAAUUGUUUGGAGCCAGGCUGUAUCCGGAUGGCAGCUCUUGGACAGGACAAAAACCCUCGAAGACUACAGCCAGAGGGGUGAUCCUGUCCUGAUUGUAUGGCUAGAUGAUCCUGAUCAACGACACAGAAUGAUAGAUGGAACUAAAUUCACUCUAGCAGCGUUCUGUGAUGGUUAUAUGGUGGGGUCAGAUCAACCAGCUCGACAGGGUCUGGUUCUCCAAGAGUUUGUAGAAGGCACAGAAAAAUUAUUCAGAAGGAUAGGACACUUCAGACUAGGUGCUCGUGAUAAACCUCAAGCUGGGCAGACGCUAGCCGAUUUUGAAAGUGCACAAAUGAGAAGAGGUUGGAAAGAAGUUAAGGAAGUAUUUGAAAUUGAAAACAGAACGCUGGUUUUAGUAUAAUGAGUCUAUCCACAAUAACAAAACCAACUUGGGGUCAAAUUGGUUUAUUUCCCUAUAUAACCCGUUAAUGCAAAUUUGUUGAAAAAGUCA
Messenger RNA from Botrytis cinerea B05.10, 2285 nucleotides. RefSeq lists its product as hypothetical. The coding region runs from base 957 to 2195 and encodes 412 amino acids. The transcript has a single exon. The record is from RefSeq and is a predicted model, not a curated record. Lineage: Eukaryota; Fungi; Ascomycota; Leotiomycetes; Helotiales; Sclerotiniaceae.